Tachysurus fulvidraco (yellow catfish) is the source of this 1706-nucleotide messenger RNA. RefSeq names its product ATPase H+ transporting V1 subunit H (gene atp6v1h). Gene Ontology annotation, cellular component: vacuolar proton-transporting V-type ATPase, V1 domain; lysosomal membrane. The coding region runs from base 193 to 1638 and encodes 481 amino acids. The transcript is spliced from 14 exons. Gene Ontology annotation, molecular function: proton-transporting ATPase activity, rotational mechanism. NCBI's taxonomy places the organism in Eukaryota, Metazoa, Chordata, Actinopteri, Siluriformes, Bagridae. The record is from RefSeq and is a predicted model, not a curated record. Gene Ontology annotation, biological process: proton transmembrane transport.
CCCUGUGAUUGGCUAAAACCAGAGUCGUUCAUGAAUUAUUCAUAAUUUCCACAGCUCUCCUUGCCAGGAAACGGUUAAUGUUGCCUCUUGCAUGUGAGGGUAUCACGUGAUAUCGGUCUCGUGACGUGUUGUUGGGUUUUGACAACCGAGGAAUCAGAUUUCUCGAGGUGAACAUCAAGCCAGUAUUCAGACAUGGACAUCAGAGGAGCAGUGGACGCUGCUGUACCGACCAACAUCAUCGCUGCUAAAGCUGCUGAGGUCCGAGCUAACAAGGUCAACUGGCAGUCCUACUUACAGGGCCAGAUGAUCACAGGAGAAGACUGUGAGUUCAUCAAGAAAUUUGAAGUCGCUCAUUCCGAGCAGAAACAGGCCAUUCUGACAAAUGAAGGACAUCAGUGUGCAAAGACCUUUCUCAACCUAAUGGCUCACAUAUCAAAGGAACAGACGGUUCAGUACAUCUUAACCCUGAUCGAUGACACUUUGCAGGAAAAUCAUCAACGUGUCAACAUUUUCUUCGAUUAUGCCAAGAAGACGAAAAACACGGCAUGGUCAUAUUUCCUACCUAUGCUGAACCGCCAGGACCUUUUCACUGUUCACAUGGCUGCCAGGAUCAUCGCCAAGCUGGCGGCCUGGGGCCGGGAUCUGAUGGAAGGGAGUGAUCUGAACUACUACUUCAACUGGAUCAAGACUCAGCUUAGCUCCCAGAAACUACAUGGUACAGGUGCAGAAACAGGAACCGGAACCAUCUCUCCCAGUGAAAGCUCUCAGUAUGUUCAGUGUGUCGCCGGCUGCCUGCAGCUGAUGCUGAGGGUGAACGAGUAUAGGUUUGCCUGGGUCGAAGCUGACGGAGUGAACUGCAUCACGGCAGUGCUGAGUAACAAGUGCGGCUUCCAGCUGCAAUACCAGAUGAUCUUCUGCGUAUGGCUUCUGGCCUUCAGCAAUCAGCUGUGUGAGCAGUUGCGCCGCUACAACGUGGUGCCUGCCCUGUCUGACAUUCUGCAGGAGUCUGUCAAAGAAAAGGUCACCCGCAUCAUCCUGGCUGCUUUCAGAAACCUGCUGGAGAAGUCUGCAGAGAGAGAGACUCGUCAGGAGUACGCUUUGGCUAUGAUCCAGUGCAAGGUCCUGAAACAACUGGAGAAUCUGGACCAGCAGAAAUAUGAUGAUGAGGACAUUACUGAUGACAUCAAGUUCCUUCUGGAGAGUCUGGGAGAAAGUGUCCAAGACCUCAGCUCCUUCGACGAGUACAGUUCCGAGCUGAAGUCUGGUCGACUUGAGUGGAGUCCGGUGCACAAGUCAGAGAAGUUUUGGAGAGAGAAUGCUGUUCGUCUGAAUGAGAAAAACUACGAACUACUCAAGAUUCUGACCAGGCUGCUAGAGAUGUCUGAUGACCCUCAGGUUAUUGCUGUGGCUGCUCACGAUGUGGGGGAGUAUGUAAGACAUUACCCUCGUGGCAAAAGGGUGAUUGAACAGCUGGGUGGGAAGCAGCUGGUGAUGAACCACAUGCAUCAUGAGGACCAACUGGUGCGCUACAACGCCCUACUAGCUGUUCAGAAGCUGAUGGUGCAUAACUGGGAGUAUCUGGGCAAACAGCUGCAGUCCACAGAGCAGUCCACACCGGCUGUAGCCACCCGCAGCUGAACUCUCUCCAUGCUCGUGUUCGCAUCACUGGAUGUUGUGUGAAUCUCUGUUUUUGCUGCAUUGUGGGG